AUGACGUUGAUGAUGUCCGAUCUUCCAGAGGAUUUGAUAGAGGAUAUUUUGUCGAGGGUUCCAAUAACAUCUCUAGGAGCAGUGAGGUCUACUUGCAAAAGAUGGAACAGUUUAUCCAAAGAUCGGAUUGUAUGUAGAGGAGAAACAAAGCAUCAGUUUCUAGGGUUCAUGGUGCAAAAAUCUAAGGUUUGUUCGUUGAGAUUUGAUUUCAAUGGAAUCCAAAAUGAAGAUGUCGAACUAGCAGGGCCAUCUAUAAAGCCAAUAGAUAAAUUUAAUGAAUUGAGGAUAUUUGAAGUUAAUAACUGCAAUGGCCUACGGUUACCAGUACGGAUAUAUCACGUUAAACACUGCAAUGGCUUAUUGUUAUUGGUAACUAAAGAAAUCAAUUUCAGGCUCUUGGUUUGGAACCCGUAUUUGGGACAAACCGGGUUGGUUCAACCUAGAAUUAGUUUCGAUUUCCAAGAUAGGUAUUAUCUCGGAUAUGGUAACAACCGUACCCACAAAAUCUUGAGGAUAUUCGACAAUUACGAAAUCUACGAUUUUAAGUCUAAUUUAUGGAAGGUCCUUGAUAUCACUCCCGACGUUGGGUAUAGAAAUAUUUGUGGAUGCAGCUUGUCGGUUAAGGGAAAUACUUAUUUUAUUCGAAGAGAGACAAGGGGGGAUUGGGUAAGACCACGUGAUGUUUUUUUACAAUGUUUUGAUUUUACAAGAGAGAGAAAUGGACCUCGUCUUCCGAUGCCAUUUCAAGUUUCUAUCUAUGACGCCGUGACUCUCUCUUCUAUUAGAGAGGAACAACUUGCGGUAUUAUUGAAAAAUACAUAUAAGAUGGAGAUAUGGGUGACAACCAAGAUUGAGCCCAAUGCGGUGUCGUGGAGUCACUUCUUAAAAUUUAUUGAUUUUAAACUUAAGAUCUCAGUUUUGAGUUUCUUUAUUGAUCAAGAGAAAAAACUUGCUGUAAUUUUUGAUUUACGCGUAUCUAAAGGAUCCAUAGAUAAGACUUACAUAGCUCACAUCAUCGGAGAGGCUGGAUACUUGAGAACAGUGGAUCUCGGAGUAGUUUCCCCACAGUUUCUUCCCCUACCAGUGUGCUCUUAUGCUCCAAGUUUAGUGCAAAUCAAUCAAAGCCAAGAAAUAUCGCUUAUCUAGCUAAAGAAAGAUGGAGAUUAUUAUUAACCAGUUUUUUUUUUUUACAGUACCUUGUUUGUUUCUUGCAUCAUCUUCUUUUCAU
Messenger RNA from Camelina sativa (false flax), 1228 nucleotides. NCBI's taxonomy places the organism in Eukaryota, Viridiplantae, Streptophyta, Magnoliopsida, Brassicales, Brassicaceae. The record is from RefSeq and is a predicted model, not a curated record.